This is a messenger RNA of Syngnathoides biaculeatus (alligator pipefish), 2424 nucleotides long. RefSeq names its product opsin 8, group member c (gene opn8c). NCBI's taxonomy places the organism in Eukaryota, Metazoa, Chordata, Actinopteri, Syngnathiformes, Syngnathidae. Gene Ontology annotation, cellular component: membrane. Gene Ontology annotation, molecular function: G protein-coupled receptor activity. The record is from RefSeq and is a predicted model, not a curated record. Gene Ontology annotation, biological process: G protein-coupled receptor signaling pathway. The transcript is spliced from 4 exons. Bases 427 to 1722 code for a protein of 431 amino acids.
GAUGGUGACACGACUUCUACUGUGUGCUGUGCUCUGUACUUGACCUAUCGCCGUCCUUUUGAGUACCAGUCCGAACCCUUUAUCCAGAGAAUCCAUUCAAUCUGUAGACCUGUUGGCGUUGUGGAAUUUGGUUUUGACAGUUAAUUUCUGUACGCUGUGCUAUUAUGCAGUACACCACAGUACUAAACAUGUAAUAAUAAUGUGUACCCAAAUAUCUCCUCGCUAUACUGUAUAUCCAUCACUGCAUUAGUACAAGUAACUUUCACCAAAUGCCCACCUAAUCCAGUGUCUGUUACUUUCACAAUUGGCAAUUAGGGUUCGGCCUACCUCACAGAUUUCCCCGUGCACCCGGUACGGCUAUGCACGCUCGGUCGCCAUGGUAACACAUUUUGCGCCCUGGAAGAAAAAAAAAAAAGUGACAUAUGUAUGGGGUUUGUUCUUGAGCUGUCUUGUUUCCAGCGAAAGGAGAUGUUCCGACAGAUGCCCCUGAACUGCACUUCGGAGAACCUGACCAGUUCCUUGUUCAAGUCCAAACUGAGUGCCGCUGCUGACAUUUCCGUGGGACUUGCCAUCCUCUCCGUGGUGUUGCUGUCGGUAACCGGCAACGGCAUGGUUCUGGUGAUCUGCUACCGCCGCCGCAAGAAGAUGGUGGGCUCCGAGCUGCUGUGCGUCAAUCUGGCUGUGGUGGACUUUCUGUGCUGCAUCUGCUUCUACCCGCUCUCCAUCCUGUCGUCCUUCCACCACACGUGGCUGGGGGAAAACGUGACUUGCAUCUACUACGGCUUGGGCUGCUACAUCUUUGGCCUGUGCGGCAUGUUCACCAUCGCCGCCAUCAGCAUCAUCCGCUGCCUCAAGACGUGCUACAGCUUGGUUUAUGCCGUGUGGCUGGAAAGCGCCAACUUCAGGUUGGUGUGCUGCGUGAUCUGGCUGGUGGCUGCAGUGUGGUCCAGCUUCCCCCUCUUCGGCUGGGGCGAGUACGUCCCCGAGCCCUACGGGCUGUCCUGCACCGUGGCCUGGCGGGGCUACCACACCUCGGCCAAGGACGCCGUCUACGUCAUCUGCUCCUUCGUGUGCUUUACGCUGCUUCCCGUCCUGCUCAUCGUCACGUCCCACUGCCAGAUCCUCUACAAGGUGUCCCGCUUCUCCUAUUCGCUGUCGGCACGAGGCAUCCAUAACAACUUGCGCCAUGCUGAAAAACGAUUGUCUAUGAUGUUUUUCUGUAUAAGUCUGGGCUUUAUCAUCGCCUGGGCGCCGUACGCCGUCGUUUCCUUCCUUUUCAUAUUCCACAAGGAGAACCAGUACAUGGCCCCCGAGGGCUUCGUUUUCCCCGCCCUCUUUGCCAAAAGUUCCCACAUCUACAACCCGUUCAUCUACUUCUACUUCAACAAGACCUUCCAGAAGGAGCUCCAGUGCCUGCUGGUUUCCCUCUGUCCCAAAAUGGGAGGGAACCGGGUGGGCGUCCACGUCGCUGCCAGCCCCCCGGCCCCCGAGCCCAUCUAUAUUCAGCUUCAGGAGCGAGCCCCCAUCCGCGAGGCUUUUGUCUUAUCCAAGGAUCAGACGCGGAGCAAGAGUACGGGCAAAGGCACCGCAGGCAACGGCGGUGACCAUGUGCACGCAAGACUGCUGAACACCUGCUGGGGGUCCUCACCGAAGAACGCCCAAAUCAUCUUAAAAAAGCAACCGGCCAACAAUUCUCUGCCAGCCUCCGUGAGCUCUUUUUAGACAAGGCUGCGGCCGAGGUCGUUAUUAUCAUUAUUGUUACCCACCUGGAAUUGUAAAGAGCCAGGUGAUGAAUUCAGGAGGAAAGAUUCACAUUGUCGUCCUACGUUGACAUGUAUUCAGUACAUCCGUCAAUUUUCUUCGCCGCUUAUCCUCACAAAGGUCACAGGAGUGCCGGAGCCUAUCGCAGCUGUCAACGCACAGGAGGCGGGGUACACCCUGAACUGGUUGGCAGCCAAUCCCAGCCCACAAUCACAAUCACACCUUGGGGCAAUUUCCACCCAUCCAUCCAUUUUCUUCGCCGUUUAUCCUCACAAGGGUCACGGGGAGUGCUGGAGCCUAUCCCAGCUGUCAACUGGCAGGAGGCGGGGUGCACCCUGAACUGGUCGCCAGCCAAUCCCAGGGCACAUUGAGGCAAACAGCCACACUCACAAUCCCACCUACGGGCAAUUUAAGCAGCAAAGAAAAUGGAUGGAUGGUUGGAUGCAUUUAAAAAACAACAACAAUCAUUGCAUGCGUUUCUUCAGGUGGGGAGGGCACACACUUACAUGAAAUGAUUAAAAAUGUAUUCUCUAUGUCAGCUGUGGUCAUAAAUGUAUGUUUUUGUCAAAACGUGUGCCUUUAAGUAUUCGAGUAUGCAACAAUUGAGUGUUAAUCACCCGCACAGAUGUUAGACAUAUAUACUGUAUGUAAGUUCAUUAAAAA